AUACUAGAAUGUAUAUUCCGGACGAACGAACCAUCGAAAACGAUGUUGACAAGAGAACAAAGCAACAGAAUCAGAAGAAGGUAUUAAAAUAUCAUUUGUCCAAGAUUUUUCCUUAAGCGCGUCUGCCUCUCUGCUCCUCCACUAUAUAUCUCUCUCUCCCAAGAAUUUCAGUUCCCCACGUCUAUCUCCCUUCUCUCCAAUCUCGCCAACUAACAAAAAACAGAACAGCAAAACAGUGAGAUAGAAUUUACAGGCCAACGAUAGAUCACCAGGCUACUUUGUGCGGCUGGAUAAACCGAGAGCUGUAGACGAUCUUCACAUAGGCAAGAGAGAAAAGAUGCGCAGGUGGUUGUGCUGUGCUUGCCACGUCGAAGAGCCUUACCAUACUACUGAAAAUGAUCACCGGAGAAGUCCUAAGCACCAUAACGGGCACAAUAAAAACCAAGAAGUGUCUGUGAGACCUGAUGCUCUUAACGUGCCUCCAGCUAUCGACGUCCCUGCGUUGUCAUUGGAUGAGCUGAAAGAAAAGACUGAUAACUUUGGAUCAAAGGCACUGAUCGGUGAAGGCUCAUACGGAAGAGCUUACUACGCAACUUUGAAAGAUGGGAGAGCUGUGGCGGUUAAGAAGCUUGAUAACUCAGCUGAGCCUGAAUCAAACUUCGAGUUCUUGACUCAGGUCUCUAGAGUUUCGAAGCUGCAGCAUGAGAACUUUGUUCAGCUCUUUGGCUACUGCGUUGAAGGGAACCUCCGUGUUCUUGCGUACGAGUUUGCCACGAUGGGGUCUUUGCAUGAUAUCUUGCACGGGAGGAAAGGAGUGCAAGGAGCGCAGCCAGGUCCGACGCUUGAUUGGACCCAACGGGUUAGAAUAGCGGUUGAGGCAGCAAGAGGACUUGAGUAUUUACAUGAGAAAGUUCAACCUGCGGUUAUACACAGGGAUGUUCGGUCUAGCAAUGUGCUUCUGUUUGAAGAUUUUAAAGCCAAGAUUGCUGAUUUUAAUCUGUCUAAUCAGUCUCCUGAUAUGGCUGCUCGUCUUCAUUCUACUAGAGUUUUGGGGACCUUUGGUUACCAUGCACCAGAGUAUGCCAUGACUGGUUCACUGACACAGAAGAGUGAUGUUUAUAGUUUUGGUGUAGUGCUUUUGGAGCUCUUGACUGGUAGAAAACCUGUUGAUCAUACUAUGCCACGUGGUCAGCAAAGUCUUGUCACUUGGGCCGCUCCAAGGCUGAGUGAAGACAAAGUGAAGCAAUGUGUUGAUCCAAAACUCAAUGGAGAUUAUCCUCCUAAAGCAGUUGCAAAGCUCGCGGCUGUUGCAGCGUUAUGUGUGCAAUACGAAUCAGAGUUUAGACCGAACAUGAGCAUUGUGGUAAAAGCUCUACAACCAUUGUUAAAGUCAUCAAGGUCAUCAACAGCAGUAGCUACUCCAUCCCAGGAAACUUGAUUCUUAUAUCUGAUAAUGGGAGAUUGGUUUCUGUUCCAUGUGUUGCCAUGUCAUAUACAAAUACUGUUAUUCAGUGUCUUUUUGUUGAGGCUUUUAUUUUCUUCUCUUCUUAUAUGUUUAUUAGUAGUGAUUUUGGUGCGUCUUGACAAUUGUUUUGUUUGAUACAAAAGUAUUUAUUCUAUAUAUUGGAGUUUUUUU
Brassica napus (rape) is the source of this 1636-nucleotide messenger RNA. Its product is annotated as PTI1-like tyrosine-protein kinase 3. NCBI's taxonomy places the organism in Eukaryota, Viridiplantae, Streptophyta, Magnoliopsida, Brassicales, Brassicaceae. Gene Ontology annotation, biological process: protein phosphorylation. The transcript has 6 exons. Gene Ontology annotation, molecular function: ATP binding; protein tyrosine kinase activity. The record is from RefSeq and is a predicted model, not a curated record. Bases 338 to 1438 code for a protein of 366 amino acids.